Molecule: messenger RNA, 2757 nt
Organism: Porites evermanni
Lineage: Eukaryota; Metazoa; Cnidaria; Anthozoa; Scleractinia; Poritidae
Source: the annotation of a GenBank genome assembly
AUGGGACUCACUUGCAAUCCUCCCAAGCCUGGUGAUGAAUCAUAUGAAAAGUUUUCAAAGGUAUGUUCCUUAACUGUAACUUAACCCAGAGAAACUCACGCACCUCGCGUGAUCAUAAUCAGCGCUACUUUAUCGCUCUUGUAAUUUUUUAAAGGGGCUUUGUCACGGCUGACUAGUUUAUAUGGUUGAUAAUGGCAAUAACGAGUCAUUAUUCCUGCCUCGUACCCAGACGUUCAUCACCAGUCACUCGUUUCGCGUACGCCUCUGCCAUGCGAAAAACGAAGCGCCUGAGGAGGAGGCUGUCAUUAUUCGCUAUGGAACUUGAGAACUUAGUACUUAGUUGUGAAUGACAAAAUUAAUUGCGUUGUAUUAUUCUUUUUUUCAGCUUGUCUCUGUAGCUCAGGCUGUAACUCGUUUCAGGUUUUAACUAAAAUGUAACAAUUUGAACCAUAGCUUUUCACGAUACAGAUAAAAGCAGUGAAUAAUACAAUACUUAGUCAGGUGACGCCUCUAAUGCCUGCCAUGAGAUAACCGAUUUAACAAAUAAAGCUUGUUCCUCUUACCUUGGGUACCAGAGGUUUUUCUCUCGGGUGGCCGGAUCUUUCGGCCCGCGGGCCGAAGCCACGAGUGGCGAUAAAGAUUUGAAAAAGCGGAAGCUGUGUAUGAAAAGUCUCUGGCACGCAGGAUAGGUUUCCAUUGAUUCUUUUGCCCAAACAAAACGUCAGAUUCGAGUCUUACGCAAGUAAAGUUUGCAAGUACUGAAGUCGCUAAGGGACUAGGUCGGGUAAACAAAAAUUUCUGUUUUCUCCUGGAACAUUCGGCAAUCUUCUUAUAAAUGUAUAGAAAAUGAUCUUUAAUUGCGACGCACUUGGGAAAUCUAUAGAGGUGAUUACCUUCAUUAUUCCCAUAUCUUGCCUAGACGGUAUUAUUUUGUGUUUUAUCUGUAUUACAGGAAGUAACAUCCAUCAAGGAGUCUUACAGGAAGAAAGCAAAGAUGACAACGGAGGUUCUUAACUCAAUGGAAAAUGUUAAGUGUAACGAGGUGGCAGGUGCAAUGUAUGCGUUUCCCAGGAUAACACUUCCAAAGAAAGCUAUCGAGGCAGCCAAGGUAUCAUGUCCUGUUUCCGGUCUUGAUUUCUAGAGCCGCACUGCAGAAUACUGUCAGUAAUGGAUAUCCUAGGUGUACGGUAAUCCGAAUUCCGGAACCCGGGAAUUUCUUUCUUGUAGACUGAUCCGGAAUCAGUUCUGGUGUUUGAAAUUCGGAAUUCAGACCCGGUUGUUCAAAAGAUGAAUAGCGUUAUCCACCGGAUAAAUCACCAUCCAGUGGAUAUAUAAGUAUCAGGGAAACCAAUUGCACUAUCCACUAGAUAGAGAUUUAUCCCGUGAGUAGCGUUAUCUAUCUUUUUAACAGCUGAGGCCUGUUCUAUAUUUGAAGUCAGGAAUCUCGCUAACGAUUGGAAUCUGGAAUCCACGUUUCAUGGACAAGGAAUACUGAAUCCAGUACCUGCCAUCCGGGAUCUACAGCAUAAAAUCCGGAAUCCACAACGUGCGAUCCAGAAGCCAAGAUUCUCGUUGAUGCACCUAAUAUUAGAGGAAUGCCAACCCGUUUCCCGCCGUGUCAGUUUUCAUAAAAGGCGUUCUUCGGUUAGAAAAAGUGAAAAGGACGCUAUAGGCUCCCAUCUUAUUCAGGCUGCUGAUAAUGUCCCGCGAAGAUUAAAAUUUCACUUUCUCAACUUUCCAUAUUGCAUUGCUAACUUCCAUAUGUCGUAUCGAUCUAGUAACAGCUCCCAGUAAAGGCUUCAUCGAGGGAUUCUUGGAAAUACAGAUAUUCCCCUUACAAGGAAAGUAUGUAUGUGGUCUGUUUGGUGAGCGAAGUGAAAGGAUUUUGGGUUGGACAAAAGUAAUGUGUAGAUAUUUUUUGAGUUUACUGAGUUGUUUAUAUUGUCAUUGUUAUUUAGGCCAAGGAAAUGCCACCAGACGAGUUUUACUGUUGGCAGGCGCUGGAGAAAACUGGAAUUUACAUGAUUCCUGGCCACGUUUUUGAUAUGAAAGGCAGCGGUAACGACUUUUACUACAGGUAAGAUUUGAAUUAACAAGGGCCAUCAACUUCAGGUUGGAAUUUUGAUGAUUUUAAAAACCUCUCUGUGAUAUCAUUUUCGCCCUUAUGUCACAAGGUUUUCACAGGCUUGUCUAAUAUAUUUAGAUUGAUUAGAUUGACUGCACCUUUAAAUUUGAAGAGACCCCUCUUUUCCCCCCAACCCCGAAAAAAUCUGCCUUUGUACCACAGGAACACCAAAUUAGGAUCCGUUCUGACGAACGCAAUAAGGGUAUACACAGAUCGGCCCAUAGCCGGGGUGAUGGGGGCUUAGUGGAGGGCCUGCAACUGGGAUAAAGUUGGUGUUUACAAAUAGAGGGGCUUACAACCGGGAUUAUACGGUAUGGACCAGAGCUUAAACUUACGUGGGAAAAGGCGUCCUAAAAGCGACUUGUCUGUAAAAGCGACGUUCUGUCACCGUGUGAAAGUCUGAUGAAAUUGGACCAAGUUUUAUCUCCACAUUAUGGGUUAAAAUAAUCCCAGACGUUUUGAUUUUUCAGUCCCACUAUCCAUACGAAGGAAAUAACUUAAAACGGUUUCAUGUUUUAAUCUUUCUUGGUAGGAUCACUAUUCUUCCUUCUGAAGAGACGUUUGCUCCAAUGUUUGAGCGACUAAGAACCUUUCACCAAGAAUUCAUGGUGCAGUUUAAGGACACGAACUGA